AUGCUGCAAGUCGGUAGACGACGGCUCGGUAACUGGCUAACAUAUAGCGGCUUUCAGCGGUUAUACUCUUCAUCUACCAAAGAGUUGGUCAUCACAGAUAAGUUCAGUACGCUUAGACCGGAGUAUAAGUCGCCAAGAUACCCUAUAGUUUUAUGUCAUGGAUUUUCUGGUUUCGACAAGCUUGCUUUUCCCAAACUAACUGAUGUUUUGAACCAGCAAAAAAAGUUGGAAUCGGCUGUAGAGGCUACUGUGGAUAAGCUCUCUUCACCGUUGGUGCUGCUCGACUACUGGAUGGGAAUUAGAGAGGCAUUAGAGAGAAUUGGAAGUACAGUUCUUAUAGCCAAAGUUCCAGCUUUUGGCACUAUUAAAGAACGAGCCGAGAGCUUGAAUGAGUUCAUUGAACGGCAGUGUAAGCAGCUCCGAAAGAAGGAGUCGAAAGCCUCGAUAUAUGACACUGGAAGUGCUGACUCUCGUUCUUUCAAGCAUAUUAAUGAGCGCAUAAAAGUCAAUUUGGUGGCCCAUUCUAUGGGUGGUUUGGACUGCCGAUACAUGAUCUCAAAACUCGAGCACAAGCUGUUUGAAAUUGUCUCGUUGACCACGAUUUCAACUCCACAUCAUGGCUCAGAAUGUGCCGAUUUCGUCGUGCAACUCAUAAAUCAGUUUCCCGCAUUGAAGGCUGUUUGUCCCAAGUCGAUUCCAGAGUUGACGACGUCGCAUAUGAGACAGUUCAACAAAGAGGUGCUAGACGAUCCUGAUGUUUCGUAUUUGUCAUAUGGUGCUUCGUUUGACCCACAUUGGUUCAAUAUCUUCAAAAUAACCUCGGAUAUAAUGAAGACAAGAAUCAAAUCUGAAAACCACAAAAAUGAUGGACUUGUCAGCGUCGAAAGUGCCAAAUGGGGCCAUUAUCUAGGAACCCUUGACCAGGUGGACCACCUCGAUUUGAUAAACUGGACAAAUAAAGCUAGAACCAUGGUAGACAAAGCCAUGUUUGCCCAUGAUCCCAAAUUCAAUGCAAUUGCGUUGUAUUUAGAUGUAGCCGAUAAUUUAUAUAAACAUGGAUUUUAG
Meyerozyma guilliermondii ATCC 6260 is the source of this 1065-nucleotide messenger RNA. Its product is annotated as triglyceride lipase. The coding region runs from base 1 to 1065 and encodes 354 amino acids. The record is from RefSeq and is a predicted model, not a curated record. Lineage: Eukaryota; Fungi; Ascomycota; Pichiomycetes; Serinales; Debaryomycetaceae. The transcript has a single exon. Gene Ontology annotation, molecular function: triacylglycerol lipase activity.